AGUGGUGGAAGCCUAUAUAUUCGUCCUUGUGCCCCCCGUCAAUCCUCCUUGAGAUUCUUCUUCUCUUUUUCUUUUUCCUUUCAUCAUGUCCGAGCAGACCAACAAUCCUUCCUCCAACCCUUCCACCCCUCAACAAGAGAACACUCCAGGCUCCCCCCAGCCCCAGGAGGAAGACCAUUCCGAGCAGCAGCAGCAGCAGCAACAACCUGACCAGUCCAAGGAAGAAGACAACAAGGACAACAACGAAUCGGAGCAAAAGCCCGACGAGGAAAAGGAAGACGAUAAGGAUAAGGAUCAAGAUCAAUCCCAAGAACAAGAUCAACCCCAAGACCAAGAACAAUCCAAGGACCAAGAUAAACCCGAGGAGAAGUCUCAAGAACCCGAGAUAAAGCAAGAAGAAGACGAAGAAGGAGAAGCAGCCGAACCCCAGCCCAAGACAGAAGAAAAAGAAGAGCCCCAACCCAAGAAAGAAGAGCCCGAAUCCGACGCUCCUCAACCCAAGCAAGAACCCCAAUCCGAAGAAGCCGACAGCAAACCCAAGAAGGACCCGCAGCAGCGCAAACGCCGUUCGCGUCCUCCCCAGAAACUUCACAGACAACAAGAAGAAUCCGACACGGAAUCAAUUCCCCGCAACAACAUGGACAACGGAGCCGUUGAGAAGCCCCGCGGCCAGGACGGCGGUCUGGGCGGCCUCCCCGGGGUCGGGCAGGCGGGCGAUCUCGUCCAGAACACGGCGGGUCAAGCCCUGGGCGGAGUUACCGGCGGAGCGGGCAAGACCGUCGGCGGCCUCCUCGGCGGCGGCGGCAAGCAGGAGGAAGGCGAUGGCAAGGACGAACAAUUGCGACUGCGUCUGGAUCUCAACCUGGACAUCGAGGUCCAAUUGAAGGCCAAGAUUCACGGUGAUUUGACUCUGGGCUUGUUUAGCUAACCACGUCCGAAAACUCACCGUAGGAACUAAACCACGACAACACCCCUUUUUCGAUUCGGAAUCCGCCCUCCCCUUCCCGUUUUUCCCACACUUUCCUGACUUUGAAGCUUCAUUUUCUAUUUUCUUUUCUUUUCUGGUUCUUCGUUCUCCUGCAGAAUGAAAAAUCGAGGGUCUCGAUAGAAAAAGUGUUAUCCCACACGGUUCCUCCCCCAAACAACACACCACACCCUAGCGGGUGGUGUUUCAUGCUUAUGCCUUGACGGUUUUGAUACCUCCACUUUUCUUUCGCCUUGAGAACUUUAUUUCGUCGUUGUGCUUGGCUUCUAGUUUUCUUGAUUGUUUCUUCAUCGUGCCUGCAUCCUCCUAGAAGAUAUUCGCGUGUAUGUGGGUGUGU
Aspergillus fijiensis CBS 313.89 is the source of this 1322-nucleotide messenger RNA. RefSeq lists its product as uncharacterized. The transcript has 4 exons. NCBI's taxonomy places the organism in Eukaryota, Fungi, Ascomycota, Eurotiomycetes, Eurotiales, Aspergillaceae. The coding region runs from base 86 to 928 and encodes 280 amino acids. The record is from RefSeq and is a predicted model, not a curated record.